AUGAUCCGUCAAGCAACUCAGAGAGAUCCGGUUUUGACACGUGUGAUGGAAAACACAAAGCAAGGGUGGCCAACUGUUAGUGAGAAGGAGCUGGAGCCAUUUCAGAGGAAGAAAGAUGAGCUCACCAUACAGGAUGGCUGCCUUAUGUGGGGCUCACGAGUGGUAAUCCCACCCAAGCACCAGGCAAAACUGUUAGUUGAGCUCCAUGAAGGCCACCUUGGAAUCGUUAAGAUGAAGGCCUUGGCCAGGAGCUGCACGUGGUGGCCAGGGAUGGACAAAGCAAUUGAAGAAGUAGCAAAGGAGUGCACUGGCUGUCAACUUACCCAGAACAACCCUAAGACCGCUCCAUUCCACUCAUGGGAGUGGCCGGUACGACCAUGGCAACGCAUCAACAUUGACUUUGCUUGCCCAUUCUUAGGAACUAUGUUUCUGAUUUUUGUAGAUGCACAUUCUUAA
Molecule: messenger RNA, 456 nt
Organism: Pocillopora verrucosa
Lineage: Eukaryota; Metazoa; Cnidaria; Anthozoa; Scleractinia; Pocilloporidae
Source: RefSeq, a predicted model, not a curated record